CCGCUAUUGUAAUGGUACGUUCUCACCCCCGAUUACUGUCGUCUGCAAAUCUUCUUCCACGACGCAAAGAUGGCAGCUCUUCAGUCUGACGGUCCGGACGGUAUUCCUCACAUAUUUCCACCCAAGAUAAGGUGAGGUGAAUAAGAAAAGCCUGUCACAUCUGGAACGGAUGAAGUUGAAGUUCAAGUGAACAUAAAGUUGAAGGUCGUUUUCAUGCCAUGAAUGGCAGCCACUCAGUUUGGCAGCUUGGCAGUUGAACCCAGGAGGAAGAGGCACCCCCUUACAUGAUCCUGUGAACUGCAGGAUACACUAGCACCAUAUGGACUGCUGGAGGCAAGGCUCUCCGUGGCAUAUAAACUGAUGGAAAUCCUGGUGACCAAUGUAAUGUUUAACUGUUGUCUUGCCUUCCAUCGGAUUUCUAUGUAGGGCUUGGCCAAUAUACAAAACACCUACCAGAAAUUAUGACUGAAAGAGAAGUGGCCAAAAAACAAUUGGUCACCAGGGACAUCACUUCCUCAUAGUAUUGAAAAGGUAGCAGUCCAACACUUUUUCGGCUUCUUAUUUUUUUAAUUAGCAUGUUUGCCAGUAUGAUUCUUAGCAAAUUCAAGCAUCUACCUCUCAGUACACGCAUUCCCAUACUUCUCUUCUUACUGGGACUGGCAGUCUUUACUUCUCUGCACUACCUGAACUGCAAGGUAGGGGGCAGCAAUGAUCCACAGAGCAGGCAGGCAGUAAUGGACUAUCAAGACAAAGACUACUACCUCACACUUCUCAACGAGCGUGAGGAGCAGCACAAGCAGUAUGUGACAAGUUUGAAGAAACAGAUCAGCGAGCUGAAACUUGAACUUGCAAGACGGACAGAAAAGAUCAACAAGGGUGCCCAACCGGUGAACGAUGUGGUCCAAGUGUUUGAUGACCACGUAAAUGACAAUGAUGACUUGAAUGACUAUCUACAGCAACAGAUAGAUAAGGCAGAAGUCAGACAUGGCUUCCGUGUACGCAACGAGUAUGAGAUCAUACCCUUCAAUAUGUUCACACCACAGCGAAUAUACCAGCUGGAAAUGGGACUGUAUCGUCACCCUGAGGAGAAACCCACCAGGAAAGACAAGAAAGAUGAACUUAUUGAAGCAGUGGAAUAUGCACUGGAACUCCUAAAUGGCCAGAAGGUUAAAGAAAGCAAACAGUUUACUGUGAACGACUUUGUUGAAGGGCUUUAUCGCACAGAGAGAAACACAGGCACUCAGUACGAGCUCUUCUUCCGAUCAGGGGUGUCUGGUCGCAUUCACCGUAUGGAGAUAUUCCGUCCAUUUGGGCCGCUACUGCGGGUGAAUUCAGAGGUAUUUGAAACAUCCAAGACCACCAUCAACAUCAUUCUCCCCCUGGCAGGACGCAUGGAGGCAUUCCGUAUCUUCAUGCAGAACUUCAGGGAAGUUGGGCUGAAGCAUGACCGGAGGGUGUUUCUCACGGUGGUGUACUUUGGACAGGAACACUUGCAGGAGGUAGAGAACACUCUGGAAAGCAUUGCCAGGGAAACAGGCCAGAGAAGCUACUACAAACUUAUCGCACUCAACGAGGAGUUCUCCAGGGGAAAGGGACUGGAGGUCGGGGCUAAAGCCUGGGACAAGGGAAAUGUACUCCUGUUCUUCUGUGAUGUGGAUAUCUGGUUCACAAUGGACUUCUUGGACCGUUGCAGGUACAGUACAGUGGCAGGGAAGAAGGUGUUCUAUCCCAUCCUCUUCAGUCUUUAUAACCCCAGCAUUGUGUAUGCCCAGGAGAGUCGGAUCCCUCCACUGGAGCAACAGCUGACCGUGAAAAAGGAUACAGGAUUCUGGCGAGACUUUGGCUUCGGCAUGACCUGUCAAUAUCUGUCAGACUUCCUUAACAUUGGCGGGUUUGACCUUGACAUCAAGGGGUGGGGAGGGGAGGACGUUAGCCUGUACCGCAAGUACGUGAGCAGCAACUUGAUCGUGAUCCGAGUCCCGGUGAAAGGACUGUUUCAUCUGUACCACGAGAAGACUUGUGACGUGACUCUGUCAGAGGAGCAGUAUAGGAUGUGCAUCCAGUCCAAGGCUGUUGGGGAGGCUUCACAUGCCCAGCUGGGGAUGCUGGCUUUCAAGGAAGAGGUUCAAGCACAUAAAGCCAGCAGGAAACACUGAUCAACUCCUAAAUUUUGCUAUAAAGAUAAAUUUGUUAAACAUGCUAUUUCCGUAUUCAAAGUUAAGUGCCUACCAACAAGCUUUCAAUCAGUCCUCUAAUCCCUCUCAAUUUGAAAUGACCAGAAGCCUAAGUCAUAACAUGAUCUCGGUGGAAGUGUGGCAAUGUACAUACAAUUUGAAAGCUUAUUGGUAAAAUCUUUACUUUGUUUUUGGAAACAACAUUAUAAAAUCUUUAUAUGAUAUGUAUAACAACAUUAUAAAAUCUUUAUAUGGUAUGUAUUACUAUCAUAGACAAACUUGUGAUUCCCGAUAUCUGUACUUAAUCAAUCCAUAGAUCAUGCCAAUUUGUAGCAAAAAGGGGUAUCACAUAUGAUGACUAAAGCUUUGUAGACUACAGAAGUCUAUGUUAGUCUAUAAAACCAGAUCCAAGUGCCUAAAAAGUUCUGUUGGGUUCUGAUAAGACGUAAUGUUGUAGUCUUAGUUGAAAUGAGUGUCAUGUUCAGUGUUAGUGUAUUGUAUAUCACUAUAUGAUAGACAAAUGCAGACUUUGUCUCAAGAAGGAAACUUCCAUAUACAGAUUGUUGUAAAGUUUUAGGUACAGUAGUAGAAAAGCUAUUGAGUAUACUGGUAAUGUCAACUUUCUGUCCAUACUAUGUGUCAUCAUCAUCAUUAUGGUCUGGGCUAAGUUCACUCUUAGUCUAGACUUAGAUCACUAUUUAGUAUGAUCUUUUAUUUUUCUUGAAAAUAUAUAUCAUCAAAUGAAGACAAUAUAAUAAUGUAGAAAUGUGUAAUGUAAGCAACAAAUACUAGAGGCAUUUUACUUAAUUCUCUUUGAAGCUAAUAAUCAGCAAUGUUAUGAAAUGUCCAUGUUUUUAUUUAUAUAUUUUUCUUUUAUCAUAAGUGGUAGCUAUCAUGGCAUUGGCUUUGAAAUUAGUAUCAGUCUGGACUUGCAACAGUGUCACCUAGCAGUUGUCACUAUACUGCAGAUUGAGACCAGUUCAAGUUCACAGAAAACUCAUGCUACAACUUGAAAAACUUAUAUUUUCUCCUAAUGAUUAAUUUUUUUGAUUGUUGACAACUUUUUUUGCCAAUUUUCCACUAAACCUUGCCAAAACAAACGUUUAAAAUUGUUUUCAGAGAAAUUUAAUAGUUGUUUAUUCAAGCCAUUUCCAUAAUUUUGGUAUUGAGGACAUUUGUGUCAUACGUUGUUAUAAUUCCCAAAUUUUAACUUUCACACAAAGUGUUUAAUUUAGUAAAAAUUCAUGCAAUGUAAGAUAUAAUAUGGCACCCUAUGUAAAAUUAACUUUCAAAUCAAAUAACAUUUUCCAAAGAGUAGGCCUACAUUCUCCCCUUGUUAAGGAAGUACAAAAAACAGAAACUACCUCUAAAUUCCACUGUUCCAUCUUGCUUUAUCGUACUGUUCUGAAUGUAACAAUUUUGAUGGGUUGGUUUGUAGUUUGGUUUGUAGUCAAGUGCAACUGGCUUGACUUUUUUCCCUUGACUUGGAUGACAGUUCAUGAAACCAGUCAAACAUGCACAAGUAAGGACCACCUGGCCAAUGUACUUUUUUUCCUUUGACACAGGCAUUAAGAAUCAUGCCAAAAUGCGACCAAAUUUCCAUAUAGACCAGAGUUUAUUGGUCCUCAGAAUUAUCCUCUUUGGAAGGUUUGACUGUAUAUACCAAGUAGCUGUUAAGAAAUAUUGCUUUGUUUAAAACUUCUCAAAGGAUGUGUCUAGACUCAUUUUACUUUAUCUUUGGGGGGGACUGCUGAUUUGAGGUUUCAAGGCUAGAGAUGUGGGACAAGGAAGCAAGGCAUAGAAAUUUUGAUGAUGACUUUGUGCUAUAAUUCUUAAUCUUGUACAUGUACUCAAAACUUUCUUGUGGUAGUACAAAGUUGUCUGUUCCUUUUUGAAAGACCAAUUUGCAUGUAAAUUGCAUGUACCCUUGUUACUGUUUGAAGAAGAAAGAAAAGAUUAGUAAAUUCUUACUAUGAUUUUUUUCUGGUACAUGUAUUAUUUGUUUUGAGCUUUCAUCACGGAGGAAUUAAACAUUGCAAUUUCAUA
Messenger RNA from Branchiostoma floridae (Florida lancelet), 4220 nucleotides. Its product is annotated as chondroitin sulfate N-acetylgalactosaminyltransferase 1-like. Gene Ontology annotation, molecular function: glucuronosyl-N-acetylgalactosaminyl-proteoglycan 4-beta-N-acetylgalactosaminyltransferase activity. The record is from RefSeq and is a predicted model, not a curated record. NCBI's taxonomy places the organism in Eukaryota, Metazoa, Chordata, Leptocardii, Amphioxiformes, Branchiostomatidae. The coding region runs from base 576 to 2156 and encodes 526 amino acids. The transcript is spliced from 3 exons. Gene Ontology annotation, cellular component: Golgi cisterna membrane.